Penicillium roqueforti is the source of this 660-nucleotide messenger RNA. Its product is annotated as 40S ribosomal eS12 domain-containing protein. The coding region runs from base 1 to 660 and encodes 219 amino acids. The transcript has 2 exons. Gene Ontology annotation, molecular function: structural constituent of ribosome; RNA binding. The record is from RefSeq and is a predicted model, not a curated record. Gene Ontology annotation, cellular component: cytosolic small ribosomal subunit; nucleolus. Gene Ontology annotation, biological process: ribosome biogenesis. NCBI's taxonomy places the organism in Eukaryota, Fungi, Ascomycota, Eurotiomycetes, Eurotiales, Aspergillaceae.
AUGGGCAAGGACAAGGUCGAGAAGAAGGACCGUGCUGAGAAGAAGGAGAAGCGCGCGGACAAGGACGGUGUGCACAAGGUCAAGAAGGAGAAGAAAGAGAAGAAGGAUAAGACUACUCUUGUCGAUGCAGUAGAGAAGGAGAUUGUCUCCGAGCCCAUGGAGGGUCUCGAGCAGACCGCUGUUGUCAAGAGUGAGGUCGACGCCGUUGUCCCCAUUGGCGCCCUCGUGCCGUUCGCCCACCCAUUGGUUGAGGACAAGCAGGCCAAGAAGGUUUUGAAGAGUGUCAAGAAGGCUGCCGUCAACAAGUCUCUCAAGCGUGGUGUCAAGGAAGUCGUCAAGGCUCUCCGCAAGUCUCCCAUCCCCGCUGCCAAUGCUGCCAUCGGUGUCCCUAGCGGUGUCGUCGUUCUCGCUGCCGAUAUCUCCCCCAUGGAUGUUAUCUCCCACAUUCCCGUUCUGUGCGAGGACCACGGAAUUCCCUACGUCUUUGUCACCUCCCGUGCUGAGCUUGGUGCUUCCGCUGCCACCAAGCGCCCUACCAGUGUGGUCAUGGUUACCCCCAAGGCUGCCAAGGGCAAGAAGGAGGAUGAUGAGGAGUUCACCAAGGUCUUCGAGGAGCUUGCUGGCUUGGCCCAGAAGGAGAUCAAGAAGCUGACAGUCUAA